This is a messenger RNA of Pomacea canaliculata, 2257 nucleotides long. RefSeq lists its product as uncharacterized. Gene Ontology annotation, molecular function: cell adhesion molecule binding. Gene Ontology annotation, biological process: cell-cell adhesion. The record is from RefSeq and is a predicted model, not a curated record. The coding region runs from base 908 to 2206 and encodes 432 amino acids. Lineage: Eukaryota; Metazoa; Mollusca; Gastropoda; Architaenioglossa; Ampullariidae. The transcript has 11 exons. Gene Ontology annotation, cellular component: cell-cell junction.
CGCAUCUUGUCUCAUAUGUUGUCUCUUGGUUCAACGAUCGGCGAGCCAGCAGACCGUGCGGUUGGCUAACGGGACCUGGUGGGCGGGACGCCUUGAGAUAUUCCAUCAAGGGCAAUGGAGUAGAGUGUGUGAUCGUAUGUUUGGUAAACAGAACGCUCAGGUGGCCUGUAGGAUGCUGGGAUUUGACAGUCCUGAAGCUCUAGUUGUCAGUUCUGCGAUGUACGGGGAAGGUUCAAGCAAGAUUGCACCAUUCAACUACACGUGUCGGGGUACUGAAGCCAGUCUGACAGGUUGUAAAUACACGUGGCACAAUGACGACUUCUGCAUCGAAAGAAAAUUUGUCGGUGUUGCCUGCGUUGUCUUAUCUACUCAGCUUCGUCUAGCGGGUACUCGGCGCACAAGACAGGAUAUGGGUCGUGUGGAAAUAUUAUUUGGGGCUGCAUGGACUACUCCUUGUGUCAGUAGCUUCAGCAGUAGCCUUGCUAAGGUCAUCUGCAGACAGAUGAAUUAUCCCUCACAAGCAGCAACUGCUGUGGAGCCAUCAUCCUUUGGACCGAGGACAGGACGUUUCCUUGUCGCUGGUAUUGUGUGCACGGGCAUGGAGUCCAAUAUACUAAACUGUAUCCGGACAUUUACUGGCUUCAGUGAAACCUGCUCUUCAUCUGAGCUUGGCGUAAUCUGCAGUGAUUCAAGCCCCUCUCCUUUCAUCGUUGUGGAGACAAGCUCUACCAGCACUGCCUACCCAAUGAUGGAGGGAACCAAUGUUACACUGAAAUGCGUCUCCUCACAGCGAGGUCUGUCACAUCUGAACUUCUCUUGGCCAGAGACUGCAGGUGGCCGUCCUUCUGGUUAAUACCUCAUCUUUGACAAGCUGACAAGAUCACACAAUGGAGGCAGAGUGAGGUGUAUGGCCAGCUAUGGACAGCCUCCUAGAACUCAAAUUGCUACGAGUGACACAUUGGCAAUGGAUGUUUAUUAUCGGCCUGUGAUUAGAAUAAAAUGGGAAGGAAACACGUGUGAACCUCUGGACUCCAGUCCAAGUCGCUGUGUUUUCAGUCAAGACCAGCAAGUCAUUCUUUACUGUGAGGCUGACAGCAACCCUCCUCCUGCUUCUGUAAGAUGGUCUGGACAGGUUGAGAGUGCAACUGGACAGCUGUACAUACCUUCUGCACAGAGGAGCUGGCACAAUGGUCGAUACUUCUGUACUGUGUCCUCUAAACCAGUGUCCAGUGAUGGCCGUCAGACACUAAGCUCAACACACAGCUUCAGUGUUAUUGUUAAAUACCCAUCUCGAGUACUGAAUUUUCAAGUGAAUGCUGGGAUGAGAAGGGUUGUGACUGUUCCUGAACACUUCCCAGUGUACAUGCGGUGUGAAGCUGAGGGGAGACCAUCACCUCACAUGACGAUUGUCCGUGACACUGUGGACAAGCGAGAGGUCGCCAGCAGGCCUCGAGGUGCAGUUGAGUUUUCUGACCAAAGAAAUGUGUUAACAUAUGACUUGACUGCCGCACCUUGCGAGGCUUCAGGUGACUACAGGUGUGAGGUGGACAACGGAGUUGGAAAAGAUAUUCAGAACAUCAGGAUUUAUGUUAUGUGUGCUCCCAGGAGAAGCAGCACCGAAGAACAAUCUUCAAUCCUUAAUAUUGCCAUAAACGAAGGCCUUUUCAGUGUUCAGCUGACAGCAUACCCAACACCGACAGUCAAAAACACUCUCUACCUUGGGCAGUACAAUGACAACAGCACCGAAGGGACACCAGUGUGGAAUAAGUUUUAUGUCGCGUGUGAGGCGAACAGUUCUCUUCCCGCCUCAGUCAUCUGCAACAUCACGACCAUCAACAUGACAAACGCUGACGAAGGGUUCUUUAAAGUAAUUUUCAGCAAUCAGCUUGGGGAGCUGCCUCUUAUACUUCUAGUCCGGCGAGAUGAGGACCGUGGCGUCAACUUAAAUGACAUCCUUGGUUCAGCCUUGGGAAGCGCUUGUGUACUUAUUGUGGCCAUUAUUCUGGCAGUCUUCAUAGCCAAGCAUUGCAAAGGUAAGAAGUGUCUGACCAGACAUGGAGACCCAAAUACAAGGCAGAAUCUGGAAAGAGAAGUUUCUCUGGAGGACAUACAAUUUAGAGGCGCAACAAAUGAUUAUCAUCGAGAGACAUGUAGAAGUGAUGCAAUGAGCAUGUCUCAAACAGAAGACAUCAUGACAGGCAAGUAGACAAAAUUAACAGAAUGAAAGACGAGUAGACAGAAUAUUCAGUCUCUGAAA